Molecule: messenger RNA, 1866 nt
Organism: Penicillium coprophilum
Lineage: Eukaryota; Fungi; Ascomycota; Eurotiomycetes; Eurotiales; Aspergillaceae
Product: Zn(II)2Cys6 transcription factor
Exons: 3
Coding region: 1-1866 (621 amino acids)
Biological process (GO): DNA-templated transcription; positive regulation of transcription by RNA polymerase II
Molecular function (GO): DNA-binding transcription factor activity, RNA polymerase II-specific; sequence-specific DNA binding; zinc ion binding
Source: RefSeq, a predicted model, not a curated record
AUGCCCGUCACAACCUUUUUGGAUAAUCCUUUACUCAAGGUCAGUCGUCCAGUCGCUGCCUGCUCAAGAUGUCGGACCGCGAAGAUCAAAUGUGACGGAAAGCUCCCCGCGUGUUCGGCUUGUGAAAGAGUCAGCAAGGCAAGCACUUGCUCCGGAGCAAGUGAUGAGUUCGCCAAAGGAAAAGAAAGGAGUUAUGUCGCGUCACUGGAAGGCUAUUGUGAGAAGCUGGAGAAGAAGAUCAGUCAGUUACGCGCCCGAUCAACCUCGCUGUCUGCGGAGGGUGAUGGGGUCCCUCGGGAAAUGUCUAUCACCUCCGUCUCGUGCGAAAGUGCAUUGGGUCCUACACACCGCAGGGAGGUGUCGGACAUUGAUGAUUUAGUUGGUGAUUUUGGUUUCUUGUCCGUCAAUGCGACUUCGCGAGACUUCCAUGGCAUUACCUCGAAUACCUCCUUCGCCAACCUUCUCCUCUCAGUCGCACUAGUCGACUCUCCUCCAUCCUUCCCCUAUUCACUACCUGCACGACAUGAAGCGACCCCGUUACUACAACAUUAUUUUGAUAAUGUCUUUGUACAGCUGCCUUUCUUUGUCGAAACAAGCUUCUGGACCUCGGUAGAUGCCGUGUAUCAGUCAGGCGGCCGGUUCGCCAAACCUUUCGACCAUUGGAUACUGCGCAUGGUUCUCGCUAUCGCUUCGGCGUCAAUCUCAUACCAUAACACUGAUAAGAGUCAUCAAAGGGCAUGGGCUCUCGUGUCAGAGGCUUUGACAUAUGCUGAGGAAGUCCUCCGCCCUGGGUCAAUUUCGGGAAUCCAAGCAAUCCUACUGCUUGCUCAAUAUUCUUUGGUUGACCCGGUACACUUUCGUAGUUGGUAUUUGGUUGGAAUGGCUGUCAAGGUUGCGGUCGAUCUAGGCUUGCAUCAAGAUCCCCCUGCUGAAGUUUCGACUAAUCCGGAUCGACUUGAUAUUCGCCGGCGUGUGUUUCAUUGCAUCUAUUGUCUAGACAGAGGAUUAAGUCCUGCUAUGCAGAGAACCUACUCGUUCUCCGACGGAUCUGUGAACGUUGCCUUGCCAUCAAUCACCGCACUAGGGGCUCCUAUAGAGCAAACCCAUAUCUUCUUACGCAGCCCGGCGCCUGCCUUGCAUAUCGUCAAAAUUCGACAGAUUCUCUCCGCAGGCUAUCAAGAAAUGCAUUACAAUGGGCGCGAUCCAUCCCCGCAGCCCUUGGUCCUCAUCUGGACCCUGUGCUGGCGAGCCCGGGAGUGGUUCCAUCAAUGCCCCAAGAAUGCCCCCAAUCACUUCUCACUUUUAUACCGACUUGAACUAUUAUACACCAUGAUCAUCCUCCUAUCACCUUCACAUCGAUAUCCAACACUCCACGACUACAACAAAGCCCUCUUGUUCGACCGGUGCAUGGACUAUAUCAGCCAAAUUCACCAGGUCCUUGAGAAUCCCAGCGCCUUACCCUUCCUGACAUACCUGGAUAUCCAGCGUGUUCACCAAGUGGGUCGAUUAUUUGUGAAUGUCCUGUCCGAAAAUUACGACAAGCUCAUUAGCGCCACCGUCCCAACACCCCCGUCCGUCCCCCUUGGGACUCCAGAACCACCAGUAUUGGCCGACGAGGACUUGUUCAAUUGCCACGCACGUGCCAUCCGCUGCCUAUCCUAUAUUCGCGACUUGCUCAAAUAUUGUGAUAGGAAGUGGGAUAUACAUGGACAUCUAGAGCAGUUCGAGCACGAGUCUGCCUCCAUAGAGAAAAUUCUGAUGGAUGGCUCGGUGGGCUAUAUGUCGAACCAAGGGAUGUAUUCUCAAGACCCGUUGUUGGGGGUGCCGCUGGCCGGCGAUGCAUACUCGGGGUACCUCGGGGUGUGA